AAAAAAAAGAGAGAAAAAAAACAGAAUAAUAAUUAAUAAUGGUUGAUAUUUAAAUAUAAAAUAUUAAAAACAUUUAAAAAGUAAAUUUAAAGAAUUGAAAAAUUGAGAUUUUAUUAAAAGAAGAAGGAAAAAAAUGUUUUUAUUCUACACAACAAUAGGAUAAUUUUCUCGGUUUUUUUUUCUUUUUUGUAAAAGUUUUAUCGUUUUUUUUCUUUUUUUUUUUUGUGUGCUUUCUGUUUCUUCGUUAGUGUUCAAUUCUCAAAAUAACAAAAACAAAAAAAAAGAAGAGGAAAGGAUUCGCGAAAAUAAUUUUUUUUUUACCUAUCCCGUAAAUGGCGUAUUUUUAUACUUAAAAUAAUAAUGAAAAAAAUUUACGAAAAUUUAAUUUUUUGAGACUAAAGUCAGCAAAGAAUUGAAAUUUGUUUCAUUUUUUCAAGUUGUUUUUUCAUUUUAAAUAAAAAUGACAGACGAAAUAAUAAUUGUUUGGUUAAAUAGAAUUCUAAAAAGCCAUAUUAAAAAAAUUUACAAAGAAUUUUAAGGGAAAAAAUUGUGAUGUAAAAAAUUUGCCAAAAAAAAAAAAACAAAAACCACGCAUCCAUAUUAAAAAAAAAAUGAAAUCAAAAUCAUAUUUUUUUUUGUUUAUUAAAAAAUUUUCAAUGGAAAAAUGAGAAAUUUAUUUUUUAUUGAAAUGAAAAGUGUAACAAAAAACAACACACAUUAAAAAAAUUAAAAAUAAAUUUACUUUUGCUACCUACUGAAAACAAAAAGUUCUUUGGUUUUUUUAGUAUACGCGAUUAAGAAACAACUAAAACAAAAAAAAAAAUCAUUAGAAAUUUUUAAUAGAAAAAAUAAAAAAAAUAAUAAAAAUAGUUAUGAUACAAUUUAAAUUAUUUAUAAAAUUUAUAAGAAAACAUACACCUAUUAAAAAACAAAAAAAAAAUCUCAUUGUUAAAAAAUUUUUAAAUGCGAUUUUUCAAAUUAAUUUUCUGUAAAAGAACUUUUUUUUUUUUGUUUGAAAAGAACACACAACAACCAACCAAAUAAAAACAAGACAUUUUCAAAAUAGAAAAUAAAAAUGUCUGUUAAUUAUAAAAUCCUUAAGGGAUAAAAAAAAAAUAUAAAACAAGAAGAAGAAGAGAUAAAUAAGGACAAAGAUCAGUCACAGAGAAUAAACAUAUUUUAUGUGCUAAUUUGUCAUAAAUCAAAUUUUUAAAACAUACAAUUAUAAAAGAACACUAAUAAAUCAAAUAUAAAUAUAAGAAAUUUAAUAAUAUUAAUAUUAAAAUAAAAAAAAAAAAUAAAAAGAACAUUAAAAACAAAACGGUCAUAAAAAAAUAAAAUGAGUUCAGCUCCAACACAAAUAGCUGUUGCUCCAUCAUCAGCUGGUAAUCUAGUAACAUCAUCAUCUGGUCAAAUACAAAAAGAUUAUUUAGAAGAACCAUUGGCUCGUCAAAAUAGUUUAGGAAAUCGUGGAAGGGGCGGACUUAAAGGUAAAGCUUUAACACGGAGUCAUGCAAUGCGUGAAGCAGCAUCACCACCGCGUACACCUACACCAAGAUCAGAUCAAUUAUCUGGGUUAUCACCGAUAACAUCUGGUAGUAAUCAUCCUCCAUCAUCACCAGAAAUAAAUGAUUCCAAUACAUCAAAAAUGCAUGUACAAUCAGUAUCUUCGGUAACUCAAACAACAAUGGAAACUCCUUCAGUUAUAAUCACUACUCAACAACAACAAUCGCAGCAGCAGCAGCAACAACAACAAAUUCAACAAAAUCAAAAUCAUUCAAAUGUUGUGAUAUAUUCAUCAAACGAUAAUAAUGCCAAUUCGGGUAACGUGAUUUGUAAUGAUGUCGAUUUUCCAAAAUUAACACCACCGAAAUCAUCAAAAGGUGCUCGAAAUCGUGAUAAUGCUAAUAACAAUAGUAAUAAUAGUCAUAAUAACAGUAAUAAUGUUAAUAAUAAUGGAAGUGGUGCUGGUGGUAUUGCGAAUAAUGGAAGUGGUAGCGGUGGCGGGAAUAAUAUUUGUAAUAAUAUCGGUAUGGAUAAUAAUAAUAAAACAAAUAAUAAUGAGCAUAAAAUACAUCAACAACAACAACAAUUACAACAAUCAAUUUCUAGUGGAGAUUCUACAAAUUAUAUAAAUGGCAAAAAGGUUGUAAAUGAUAGCUCAAACAUAAAAUCUCCAAAUAAUCAUAAUAAUAAUAAUAGUAACAAUAUUAAUAAUAAUAACAUCAACAAUAGUAAUGGACAAAAUAAUAAUAAUUCAAGUAUUAAUUCUAUUAAUAAUAACAAUAAUAAUAAUAAUAAUGAUAACAGUAAUAUUCAAAUAAAUUCUUCAUCAACGAAUACAUCAAAUCGAAAUAACAACAAUAAUAAUUCAAAUUUAAAUAAUAAUAAUGAUAGUUAUAUAAAUAAUAAUAAUAAUAACAAUAUUAUUAAUAAUAAUAAUAGUAAUAAUAAUAACAAUAACAAUAGUAUAAAUGUAUCUGUAUCACAACUAAAUCCACAGGCUAGUCCAUAUAUUAAUAAUUCACCGAUUAGCCCUCCGGUUACAGCAUUAUCAUACGAUAAAGAUAAUCGAUGUCCACGUAAUGAAAGUCAAAAUAGUAAUAAUUCUGGUAAUUAUUCACAAGAAGAUAGUCAAAAUUGUGUUGAAAGUCCAAAUGAGAAAAGUGAUCGUUUAAGUAAAAAACAUCGGAAUGGAGCCAAUUCUAAAGGUACAAAACCCAGACUUAAAAAUAUGAGUGGAUCAUCUUCUAGUAUGGAAGGUGGAAAUAGUACGUCUGGAUUUAUAUCUAGAGAUAGUUCAACAGAACAAUUUACUGAUCAAAGUGGCAUCGAUUUGGUGCAAUUCUUUAAAGAAACAUUAAACAAAAGUCCUAAAGACAGAACUACAUUAAUGGAAAUUGAAAAAGAUCUCAUUGAGCUUGCCCAUGACAAAUCUCAAAAAGAACUUCGUUUUCAACCAAUGUCGUCAUAUAAGCGUAUGUUAAUUCAUAGAGUUGCAGCAUUUUUUGGUAUGGAACACAAUGUAGACAAGGCAACACAACAAUGUGUUAUCGUCGCACCAACAAAAGCAACUAGAAUUCCAGAUAUUCGAUUUAAACAAUUAGUGCGUGAUGAACCACGUAAGUCUAUUUUAAAAAGAGAUACUCAUAGUUUCGAUGAAUCGAGACAAGGUAGUUAUUUAGGUGUUGAUCGUGGCGUUUUAGACCGCAAAGCAAAAAGUUUUGAAGAACGUGAAGAAGAAUACCAAAAAGCACGUCGUAGAAUAUUCCGUGGCCGUGAAAGUAUCGAGAUGGCUGAAGAACAAUAUUGGGGUUGGUCCAAUAGCGAUAAUGGUAGCAAUGGUGGAGGUAAUUGCGGUCCAUCACCAUCAAAUAGUGGAGGUGGAAAUAGUGGCGGUGGCAGUGGUAAUAAUGGAGGUGGUAACGGCGGUAAUAACAAUAAUAAUAAUAGUAAUGAAUCAUCACGUAUACGCCAAAAUAAUAAAUUAUUAAAACCAAUGGAACGACAAGAUUCACGUCAAAAUGUUUCGAAAUCUCAUAAUAAUUUUGGUGGAUACGGAGGAGGAGGACCAUCAUCUAAUGCUCCAUCACAACAACAGCAACAACAACAAAAUAUGCAACCAUUAUCAAGAAAUGAUUCAUUAAAUUCAAAUAAAAGCUCAGGUCAACGUGCAUUUUCAAAACAGGAUUCAGCUGGUAGUAGUAAUGCACAAUCAUGGCGUUUAUCACCAUCAAGUAGUGGAUAUAAAACACAAACACAAUCUCUGCGUUCUGAUUCCAUAACUCCUUCACCAACUGGUGGUUAUGGUAGUAGUGAUGAUCAUACGUCAUCAGAACUGUUAAUUGAACAAACAACUGCUGCCCCUGCCUCUUGUGGUGUUGUAUGGGCCGUUACUGAUAUGGCUAGUGUGCCAAGAGGCAGUGUUUUAAUAAAUCCGCAUACAUUGCAACCGUUCGUCAAUCAAGACGGUUCUGUAUAUCAUUUUGACCCGUCCAAUUUACCGCCUAAUCAAUCGGUGGCGCCUGGAAUGUACAACAACAAUCCAAACAAUACUCAUCGUAAAAAUAAAAUGGAAAGACAAAAGAAAUCGUCAUCAACAGAACAACAUAAUAACAAUUGUAGCAACAAUGCUAAUACACCAUCGCCAGGACUCUCUCAUAGCGUAAAUUCAACAACACCAACUCCAAUCGAUCCUGUAAAUGGAACUAAUUUAAUGAAUUCAAACAGUAAUUCAACUUCAACUGAUACUAAUACAACUAGUACAACAUCAAUAGAUAAUAUAUCAGAAAUGUCGGGUCAAACAGUAGUCAAUAUAAAUCCAAAUAAUAACAAUAGCGGAAAUAUUAUUCAGAACAAUAUUGAUAUUGAUGACAAUGAUGAUGAUCUUGAUGAUUCAUCAACCAAAGAAAAUCAAAUUAUGAUUAAUCGUGAAAUGGAUGAUAUUGAAGAAGAAAUAGUUACAAACUAUGAAGAAUGUGAAAAAUCAACUCUUAAAGUUGAUGAUGAAUUGAGAAAUUUACAGGAAAAACCAAAGUUUAUAAAUCAGGCAACUAGUCCAAAUAUACCAAGUCCCGAACCAGAAUAUAAUCUGACUACAACUGUUAUUAUUCCAUCCAAUGAGGUUGGAAAACCAAAUAUUAAAAGCUCAACUAGUGAUAAUCAAACGCCUAUAAGUAUCAGUAAUGUUUCGACAAGAUCAACACCAUCCACGACAUUGACAGAUAAUAAAAAAGAAGAAACAAAAACAAUUAGUUCAAAUAUUCCAAUAAUGAGCUAUGCAACUGGAUAUCAAACAUUAGAUGGAGCCACUGUUUUUCAACCUGCUGGAACUGGUCCUUAUACCACAACAACAUAUCAACAAGGGCCCGAUGGUAGUGUCUACGCUGUACCUCAGCAAAUGGUUUACACAUAUCCACAACCAAUUGAUGGUAGCGAAAUACAGGGUUACUUUGUUUAUGAUCAGGGAGCUGCAGCACGUGAUGGUACUACACUUGUACCAACACCAGUAUAUCAACCAAGUAGUGGUACUACGGUUGUGCCUGUGGCAGCAUAUCCAUCAGCUCCAUUUGGUAGUGCCCCAAUUUAUCAACAGCAAGUUGUUUAUACUCCAGAACAAUUUCCCAACACAGUUGCAGCACCGGCUGCUACAGCAGCUGGUCAAGUACAGCAAUAUCCGGUCACAUAUCCUGUUGGAUAUUCUUAUCCUUAUAAUGGUUACUGGGGUCAAGCUAUGACAUAUUAUGUGCCUCAACCGCCAUUAGCAAACGCGGUAUCUUCGUCAAUAAUUCCGCCACCACCGUUACCUAUCGUUGCCGCCGGCACAGCAUCAACCGCACAGACGGUGAACAUUGGUAGCAGUAUUAAUCCACCAAACAAUAGUAAUAGUAGUCACAGCGGGACAGUAAGUGGAAAACGAAAUACACCGCCACAGCAAACACAACAACAUAGUCAUCAUCAUCAUCACAAUCAUAGUAACCAACAACAACAGCAACAACAACAACAUCACCAUCAUCAUCACCACCAGCAACAACAGUCACACCACCAAUCUCAUCAUACUCAAACUCCAUCACAACAACAACAACAACAGCAGUCACAGCAACAUCAACAACAUCAACAAAACUUGAGUGGUCAAAGUAGUCAAUCUGCUACCCCAGCAAAUGCGACAUAUCAAUUUGCAACUACUACUUCAGCUGGAGUACCAGUUGCAUUAACAACUGAUCCUAAUGGACCAACAAUGUAUGCCAUUCCGCAAUCAGCAGUUUUUCCAAAUGCUAUGCUUCCUUAUGGUCAUCCACCUCAAGCUCAACUUGUGCCGACGACGCAAGCAACUCAAGCUACACCAGCUGGUGUAAUUACACAUCUUCCUCAUCAAUCUCAAACUGUGAUUAGUCCUAUGAUUGCGCAACCAGCUGGAGCAGGACCCCCAGGAUCAAUACUGCCACCACAACAUCUUUCUAUCGAUCAAACUGGCACCAUCUCGAUUCAACAACAACCACAUACAAAUGCUAUUACACAUUCUAUUUCAACUAAUGGCAAUAAUGCAGUAACUGGUAAUCAUGGUAAUCGCAGCUGCACACCACAAUCAACACCGAGCACACCUGUCUCAACAACAUUGCCAACAAUUAAUCAUCACCAUCAUCCCCCACACAGAAAUAAUCCUCCAUUAUUUGCUACGCCACCGAUGAUACCAAACGGAUUUAAUUCUCAAAUAGCAAAUAAUCCUUAUCAACAACCACAUUACACAGAAACACAUCAGCAUCAUCAUUCAUCACAACAGCAGCAUCAGUUUAAUCAACAGCAAUCGCAUUCUGGUGCUACUAAUUCGGUAUCUUCAUCGUCCUAUGAAAAGAAAAAUUCCUAUUCAAAUGUUAAAAAGAAUAGUGGUAGCAAUAAUAACCAUAAUAAUAAUAAUCAUAAUAAUAACGGAGGUGUUGGAGGCUAUAAUAGUAAUAAUUCAGGAAAUCGUCAAAACGCAUAUUCAAAUAAUAUAAAUAACAGCAAUCAACGUAAAAUGCAUGAAAAUACAAAUAGUUCCGUAAAUAAUUUUAGUAACAAUAACAGCAGUAGCACAAAUAAUUCUAAUAAUAAUCGUCAAAUAUAUAAUACAGGCCAAUCAAACAAUAAUAAACGUAUCAAUAAUAUUGAUAAAACUCAAUCUUCGACCACAAUUGGUAACGCUGGCGCUAACAAUACAGUCGGAGUUCAAAAUAUUAGCAGUACAAAUUUAAAUUCAUCAGCGACUGCUGCUUCAAUCACAUCAAAUAAUAAUAAUAGUGCACAAUUAAAUUCCGAUAUAAAACCUCGCCCUGGUGGAAUACGACAGAAACCGGGAAAUCUUGAUUUUAAACGGAAUGGCAGUCAACGUAAUUCACCCAGCACAAAUUCAGCUGAAAGCAAUAAUAACUCACCGAACAGUAUUGCGUCUAGCCAUAAUAAUAAUCAUAACAAUAACUUAAAUCCAAAUGCUGGUGGUGGUAUACCGACUACACCAGUUAUAAUGACAGCCGUUACUGCUACAGCUGCACCAGCUGAGCAUCAUCAACCCCAUCCGCAGACGCAUCAGCAUCAGCCACAGCAACAACAUCAACAAACAAUGUAUAUGACAAGAGGAGCGCACAUUCCACCAAUGCAUACACCAACUGCUGCUGCUAUUGCUGCUGCAACCGCGGCUGUUGUUAGUGAUGCUGCAGCUGCUGCUGCUGCCACACAUCAACCUUUAAUUGGUGCAUAUAAUCAUCAUCAAGUUGCGCCAGGCGGCAUGUAUUUUAAAUAUGGACAAACCUAUUUCGCACAUCCAUCAGUGGCGACAUUGCCAAAUAAUCGAAGAUCACCACCUAAUGAAAUCAGGCCAUCAUUGACACCAAUAUAUUCGACGGUGAAUAUGAUGCUUCCAGCACCAAGACAGAUACAACCAAGGCAUCCAAAUCCCAAUUAUAAAGGAAAUAAACCGUCACGUUAAGUUUUAAUUAAUGCGUUAAAUUAAGGAUAAUUCAUAUUCUUUUCUCUGCCUUUAAUAUAAUUAUUAUUAUAGUUUUCCGAUUCUCUUUCCUUUACUUUCUGUUUCUAAUAGUUUUAAAAGUAACAUUUUAAGUACCAUAAAUAUGUAUUAAUAUAUAUAAAUACUAUAUAUAUAUACAAAUAGACAUAUAUAUAUAUAUUUACAUAGUAAAAGUUAAAUAUCGUAAAAAUGAAUAAAAUUCAUUUACAGCAAAAAUGUUCAAAAAAAAAAAUACAGAAGAAACAUAAAAUACAGAUAUAAAAAAGUUCAAUUAAAAAAAUAUUUAACAAAUAUAAUAUAUUACAGGAUAUUCAAAAAGUGAAAAAUAAUAACAUAAAAAAAGAAUAAAAAUAAACAUUAACCAUAUUAACACUAUAUUUCCAAAAUACAUCGUAAAACUUCUCUAAACAAAAUAAAAAAAAUAGGAUCACAUCACGCUAUCAUAACUAAAGUCAUUAUAAAUUACGUUAAUAUUAAUUUAAAAAACAAAAAAAAUAUUAAAUAUAAAAAAAAAAUAAAUGCUAAGAUCUCAUUAUAUUACGAUAUUGGCGUGUGACUUACAAAAAAUAAAAAAAAUAAAGAAUUGAAGUAUAAAAAAAAAGCAGAUGGUAUAAAUUAAAAGCAGUUAAAAUUAUAAAUAAAUGAUAUCCGUAAAGAAUUAAAAAAAAAAAAAAAAACUAUCAUAUAUUUAUUAUUUUAUUACAGAUUUAUAUCAUAAAUAUUCAUGUAUACAAUUAUAUUUCUACAAAUUAUAUUUAUAUACACAUAUAAAAAAUAAUUUGUAACUGAAUUGCAAACUAAACCUCAUGUGUCAACAGAAAAUAGAAAAAAAUUUAAAUGACUAUAAUAUUAAUUUUAUAUAAUUUAUAUACAAAAUACACACCAACAAAAUUAAAAAUAAAAAAAAAGACAAAAAAACAAUUUACACAUCAAUUUUCGCAUUACUAAAAAUAAAAACGACCUUAUUACAUAUUAAAAAAUAAAAGUACAAUUAUAUAACAAAAACUGCAUAUAUACUGGGUAUAAAUUCAUUAAAUAUGAAGUUCUACUGUUGUUACUUACCAAAUGUAAAAAUUUAAAUUACAAAACAAAAACUAUUUUAUAUGAUAAAUGAUAAUCUGCCGAACAAUGAAAUGUCACUCAGUUUAUCGAGUUCAUCGAUGAAAAAGAAAUUUCCUCCAUAAUUUUGUAUGUUUUAUGAAAACAUACAAAAACAUACUUUUCAUAUAUACAAUUUCUAACACAAUUUACAAUCUUCAAUUUACGAGUGUUUACCAAAAUGCACAUCUAACGUCGUAGCAAUUUAAAUUGUAUUGCUGAAUAAAUUAAAUUGACAUUACAUCUGCAUUCUUUGUAAAUGUUCUAUUAGUCAAAGAUAUUAACAAUAAAAUUCAUUUCUAUAUUAUAUCAAUUUAUUGUUUAUUGUAAAAUAUAAUAAACAAAAAUUUCCAAUAAAAUAUAUGACCUAUUUCAAUCCAUUAUUUUCUUUAACUUUAUUACAAAUUAUGCAUAAUAAUUGAAAAUAUAUUAAAUUUAUUGAGAUUAAAUGAGUAAUUAAAUAUAUAAAUGGAAAUUAUUAAAUUAUAUUUUUUUUAAAUAUAAUAAAAAAAAUG
Condylostylus longicornis is the source of this 9114-nucleotide messenger RNA. RefSeq names its product protein encore (gene enc). The record is from RefSeq and is a predicted model, not a curated record. The transcript has 17 exons. NCBI's taxonomy places the organism in Eukaryota, Metazoa, Arthropoda, Insecta, Diptera, Dolichopodidae. Gene Ontology annotation, molecular function: nucleic acid binding. Bases 1340 to 7462 code for a protein of 2040 amino acids.